This is a messenger RNA of Penicillium verhagenii, 486 nucleotides long. RefSeq lists its product as uncharacterized. Gene Ontology annotation, molecular function: protein dimerization activity; DNA binding. The record is from RefSeq and is a predicted model, not a curated record. NCBI's taxonomy places the organism in Eukaryota, Fungi, Ascomycota, Eurotiomycetes, Eurotiales, Aspergillaceae. The coding region runs from base 1 to 486 and encodes 161 amino acids. The transcript has 2 exons.
AUGGGUGGCCCAGAUAAAGACAGAAAUUCUCGAAAUCGAUUUGUCAAGCGAUACAAAACCUUAAUCGCAAAAGCUAACCAGCUUGCUGCCAUUUGCGACGCAAAUGUUUAUGUUUUUAUCAACCACGAUCGAGGCUCCUUUGUAUACAACUCUGUUGGUGAUGGCUCUUGGCCCCCACCAGAUGGUGCUCUGGUUAGUAUGGCUGAUACGGCGGGUCGAUUUAUGUUGACAAAUUUACAGGAAGCACACUAUCCAGAUGUGGCCCGCAAGAGUUUGACUGAAAAAAUGAAGUCACCAGGAUCCCCAGGGGUUAGAUUUAAACGGCUGACUCAUUAUUUCGCUGCCAGGCGGAGAGUGCUGAGUUCAUUGGACGAUGUCUACCGGGGUAUCACCCGUAUAGGUCUAGAUGAUAAUAUCACCCCGAAGGGUGAUCUGAUGGAGUCUAGUGCGGAGCAUGAUCUUGUUCUGACUCCUAUCCAGACUUGA